GUAUGAAGUUUUCUAUAACAUCGUUGCCUAAUAAGAGAAGGAUUUCAGGCGCACCGUUACGGGGUUACCAGGUCGCUGAAUUCGGGCUAUUCGGUGUAUUACCAAAGUACAUAAAUUCGAUAUGGCACGAACAAUAUGACCAACUUUAAACAUUCAAGAAACACUCCAUCGCGUAAAGAAACCUCCUUCAAUCCCAAAGAAAUACUCGGAGCAAAGAAAAAGAGAAGAAGUUCAAGCAUUGAGGAAAAGUGAAGAACAAUAUGGACUCCAUAACGGCUCAGAUCCGCGAGCUGUACACAGCCGCCGACGAAGACCAGCAACGAGCCAUCCAUGUCCAACUCCGCGACCUGCAGAACGACCUCUCGACUGAGUGGGACAUUGUGUGCCGUGUAGGCAGCGGUUUCCUCCAAAUGGCCCUCAUAAGGAUCGGCCACAACCUUCACAUUUUCGAAACCCUCGCAAGUCGCGGUAAAGAAGAGGAACCACUGACGCUGGAGCACUUUGCGAAGGAAACGGGAGCAGAUCGAGGCCUGCUGGGCCAUUUGCUCCGCGCGACGGCCGCGUUCGGCUUCAUCCAUGAGGCGGGCAAAGAUGCCUUCAAAUCGAACCGUAUGACCACUAUCCUCGCAAACGAAAACGUCUCGGGGGCCAUGGACCACGGAUUCGACCUCCACGGCCGCGUAGCCCUCGAACUCCCCACCUACCUCACCACCCACGCCUACCAGCCCAUGACCUCCAACACCGACCUCCCCUUCCACCUCGCCUUCGACACCCCGCUCGCGCCCUUCGACUGGCUGCGCGCGAACCCGGAGCAGAUGAAGUCGCUCGCGCACGCCAUGGCUAUCUCCCGCCCCUCUCAAUGGUUCGACGUCUACCCUGUCGCUUCCGCCAUCGGCGGCGGUGCCGCUGUGACGCCGACUACCGUCGCGAUGGUCGACGUGGGCGGCGGGUUCGGACACCAGGCCGUCGGCGUGCGGCGCAAGUUCCCCGAGCUGGCGGCCGCGAGGUUCGUCGUGCAGGAUCUGAAGGAGACGUUGGAUGGGAUGGCGUCGGACGAACGGCGGCGUCUUGAAGACGUGGAGGGCGUCGAGUUCCAGAUGCAUGAUUUCUUUACUGAGCAGCCGGUUCAAGGGGCGAAGAUUUACUAUCUGAGGCAUGUCUUGCACGAUUGGUCGGAUGAGGAGUGCGUGCGGAUAUUGAAGGCGAUUGUGCCGGCGAUGGCAGAAGAGUCUAGGGUUGUGAUUGAUGAGGUGGUGUUGCCGGAUGAGGGGGUCCCGUGGCAGUGUGCGUAUAUGGAUGUCACGAUGAUGGCUUGUUUGGGGGGCGGGGAGAGGACGAGGUCGGAGUUUGAGGGGCUGCUGGAGAGGGCUGGGUUGAAGAUUACGGAGGUGGUGAGGUAUGAUAGUAAGAUGCUGAGUGUUGUGAUCGCGAGUCUUAAGUAGUGGUAGGAAGGGGUUUUCUGUAUAUGUAGGGCUUACCUCUCCACUCGGAAUUUAUUCACACCAAAAUUGCC
Molecule: messenger RNA, 1513 nt
Organism: Aaosphaeria arxii CBS 175.79
Lineage: Eukaryota; Fungi; Ascomycota; Dothideomycetes; Pleosporales
Product: S-adenosyl-L-methionine-dependent methyltransferase
Exons: 4
Coding region: 261-1442 (393 amino acids)
Molecular function (GO): O-methyltransferase activity
Source: RefSeq, a predicted model, not a curated record